Molecule: messenger RNA, 306 nt
Organism: Entrophospora sp. SA101
Lineage: Eukaryota; Fungi; Glomeromycota; Glomeromycetes; Entrophosporales; Entrophosporaceae
Source: the annotation of a GenBank genome assembly
UGGAUAGUCGAAGAGAAUUACAAUAUCUCUAAAGAUUUCCGCAAUGUUCAAAUAGAAACCACUGAAAGAUUAAAGACUGAUACAUCACUUUCAUAUACUGCCAAUCCCCAAUUCAUCAAACUUGGUAAUGAAGCGUGGAAAAAUAUAUCACCUAAAUAUUUGACUCCUAUUACAUUUUCAGGUAUCGUUCAUACAAUGAUCAUUGAGUAUAGCAAUUUAAGUCAUAUGUCAUCACUUUUGAGUAUCAAGAGCAAAAUAAUCAAUGAAAAUAAUAUUGUUUUUAUUUGUGAUUUAGAUUUUAUCUGA